AAGGCGGAGGGGGCGAGGGUGGCGGCGGCGAGGAGGGCGGCGGCGAGGAGGGCGGCGGCGGUGCGGGCGAUGGCAGUGAGGGUGGUGGCGGCGAGGGUGGAGGCGGGGAGGGCGGUGGCUGCGAGGGCGGCGGCGGCGACGGAGGCGGCGGCCCCGGGGGCGGCUGCGACGGCGGCGGUGGCGAGGGCGGAGGGGGCGAGGGCGGCGAUGAGGGCGAGGGUGGCGGCGGUGGUGCGGGUGAAGGCAGUGAGGGCGGCGGCGAUGGCGAGGGCGGCGGCGGCGAGGAUGGCGGCGGCGGCGAGGGUGGCGGCGGCGAGGGCGGCGGCGGUGACGGAGGCGGCGGCGCGGGGGGCGGCUGCGAGGGCGGUGCUGAUGGAGGGAGCUGCGACGGCGGUGGCGGGAGCGGUGGUGCAGACGGCGGAGGGGGCGAGGGUGGCGGCGGCGAGGAGGGUGGCGGCGGUGCGGGCGGCGGCGGUGCGGGCGAUGGCAGUAAGGGUGGUGGCGGCGAGGGUGGAGGCGGCGAGGGCGGUGGCGGCGAGGGCGGCGGCGGCGACGGAGGCGGCCGCGCGGGGGGCGGCUGCGAGGGCGGAGGGGGCGAGGGCGGCGAUGAGGGCGAGGGUGGCGGCGGUGGUGCGGGUGAAGGCAGUGAGGGCGGCGGCGAUGGCGAGGACGGCGGCGGCGAGGAUGGCGGCGGCGGCGAGGGCGGCGGCGGCGAGGGCGGCGGCGGUGACGGAGGCGGCGGCGCGGGGGGCGACUGCGAGGGCGGAGGGGGCGAGGGCGGCGAUGAGGGCGAGGGUGGCGGCGGUGGUGCGGGUGAAGGCAGUGAGGGCGGCGGCGAUGGCGAGGGCGGCGGCGGCGAGGAUGGCGGCGGCGGCGAGGGGGGCGGCGGCGAGGGCGGCGGCG
Molecule: messenger RNA, 903 nt
Organism: Emiliania huxleyi CCMP1516
Lineage: Eukaryota; Haptophyta; Isochrysidales; Noelaerhabdaceae
Exons: 1
Source: RefSeq, a predicted model, not a curated record